AUGACGAGCAAGACGUCCAAGGCCGAGCCUGAGCCGCAGCAUCCGUGGGGUCCACGCGUGCACAUCGGCAAGGUCUUCAUCAAGGGAAACGACCGCACCAGACCGCGAGUGUUUGAAAACGAGCUCCAGGAAGCGUACAAUGCCGAGCGUAUCGGUCAAUUGGUGCACAAGCUGGAGGAAGCGACAGAGGAGCUCAAGGCUCUUGAUAUCUUCGAGUCGAUCAGUAUUGAUUUGGACAAGGCAAGCUCUGGUGAGCGGGAUGAGACGGACGUGACCAUUACGGUGAAGGAGAAGAACUGGCGGUCGUUGCAUAUCGGCGCUACCACGGACGGCAACGAUGAAGCAGGCGAAUCUUCUCUCACGCUGGCGAAUGCGUUUGGAGAAGCAGAAAAGUUCACGUUGAGUGCUUCGUAUGCUCGCUCGGGAAGCAAUACGCAGCGCGCGACGUUCAAGAAGCCGCGCUUUCUGGGCUUGCCGCUGUUCUUGAGUGCCACGGGAGGGAAUGAGAUGCAUAACCAAGAGUGGCUGAGCUCUUACAGCGAAAAGGUCCGUGCUGGCAGCAUCUCCAUCAGCGACUAUGAUGGCGUGCAUGAACUGUCGCUGAACGUUGGCUGGCGGGACUUGCUGCCGCGUCGCGACUCGAAAAUUCCGACGGCAUAUCGUGCAUCGCCGAGUAUUCUGGCAGAAGCGUUGCCGUCUACUAAAACGAGCGUGAAGUAUGUCUUUACCGAUGACAACCGCGACAACCUUGUGUAUCCAGUCGCUGGAGGGCUGUUCAAGUACACGACAGAAAUUGCUGGCCUUGUGGGUGAUGUCCAGUUUGUCAAGGCGGAAGUGGAAGGCCAGAAGCAUAUGGCAGCUGGCCCCGAAGUAUUUGGCUUCCCGAUCCUGAACUUUGGCUUUUCGUACCACUUGGGAAUGGUGAAGUCGUACGGCAGUGAUCAGAACCGACCAGCGCGCAUUAGCGACCGUUUCUUUUUGGGCGGGCCCAUGAACGUGCGCGGCUUCAAUCAUAAGGGCAUUGGUCCUCGUGCUUCUCCUCUCGAUGGAGGAGUCGUGCAAGGAGACGCUCUCGGUGGCGACGUGAGCUACCGUGGAACAGCAAGCAUGGGCUUUCCCGCCCCGCUGCCGCUGUUUGCCGCGCUAGGACUCCGCGGUCAAGUUUUUGCCAACGUUGGUAACUUGACAACGUGGGACCGCUUGCUGGACGAGAAGAAGUGGAUGAAGAACCUUGUGGACGACACGCGCGUUUCCGUUGGCUUGGGACUGGUGUGGGGAACCCGCAUUGGCCGCAUCGAGGCCAACUACUCUUGGAUUCUCAAGGCGCAUGAUCACGACAACAUCAAGCGCGCUCAACUUGGUCUCGGCAUGACGUUCUGUUAG
Molecule: messenger RNA, 1383 nt
Organism: Hyaloperonospora brassicae
Lineage: Eukaryota; Oomycota; Peronosporomycetes; Peronosporales; Peronosporaceae
Source: the annotation of a GenBank genome assembly